AUGACUGAUUCUUUCAACAACAACAGCACCAAUAUCACAACGGAAUUUCUUUCACAACCACUUGAAGAAUUAAACAGUCUACUCGAUAGUAAUGAUGAAUGGCAAUUUGACAACAAGUGCGUGACAUCACGCAUUGGUUCUCUUAGAAAUUUAUUGCGACAACUUUCUUCCAUGGAAAAAUCUAUACAAUUCCAAUUUAUCAAUAAAUUAAUAGAUUUUGCAGAGAAAAAUGAUAUUAACAAAUGGAUAUUGUUUAAAGCCAACAUCACUCACAAAUUGCUAACCACUGUAAUUUGGAAGACAAGUCAAAGAAAUGAAGUUGUUGAAAUUACAAUGAAACUAUUAGAAAUCAUUUGUUCAUUUUCUGUCAAAGUUUCAGAUAUCAAGUUAAUAUUAAAUAUGAUUUGUAAUAAAAAUAUUGAAAUUGAAAAUAAUAACAAUAGUCAACAAGAAAAUUCUAGUAGUAGAUGGUAUCAAGGUUCUCUAUUAAAAUUUUUGAAUUCAAUUGCUCAAAAACAGAAUACUUCCAAUUACACUACUUUGGAUUUCUUUUACUUUAAAGGAGGAAUUGAUUCUGGCAUUAGAUUAUCAAGAAUUGAAAAUUUUCCUAUAAAUGGUUAUUCCUUUUUCACUUGGAUAAAAUUGGAUUCUCAUUCAAAUCCAAAAGCCUUUAAUAACAAAAAUAUUAAAAAUAAUGAUUAUUUUCCACGAUUAUUUUCAUUCUUCAAAGAAAAUGCCCAAGAUCUAAUACAUCUCCCUUUAUAA
This is a messenger RNA of Entrophospora sp. SA101, 765 nucleotides long. Lineage: Eukaryota; Fungi; Glomeromycota; Glomeromycetes; Entrophosporales; Entrophosporaceae. The record is from the annotation of a GenBank genome assembly.